Molecule: messenger RNA, 1263 nt
Organism: Phragmites australis (common reed)
Lineage: Eukaryota; Viridiplantae; Streptophyta; Magnoliopsida; Poales; Poaceae
Exons: 9
Coding region: 94-975 (293 amino acids)
Biological process (GO): methylation
Molecular function (GO): methyltransferase activity; RNA binding
Source: RefSeq, a predicted model, not a curated record
CGAGCGAUUUCUUAUUUUGAGCGAUAUCGCAGAUAGGGUUUAUCUCUUCCUCCCAGGGAAGCAGAGCAGGAGCAACAACGAGGGAGGGAGGCGAUGAUGGCGUCCAGGCUCCGGUUCCACUGUAAGUUUAGGCUGGUUGGAAUCCGGCCAAGCUGCUGUCCUCCAUCCCGGGCGUUUGCGGCGGUGAGAGCCCAAAACAAUCAGCUCCCCAAGAAAAAAAGGCGAUUGGAUGAAGUGUGCCUUGAAAGGUUUCAACAAUAUAGCAGAACAUACAUCCAGUCAUGGAUUCUUCAAGGUAAAGUCCAUGUGGAUGGAAGAGUUGUAAGUAAAUCUGGAACACAAGUAUCUGACAAGUCAGUCAUCGAAAUCAAGGCUGAAAUCCCAAAAUAUGUAUGUAGAGCAGGACAUAAGCUUGAGGCAGCUAUCAAAGAAUUUGCUGUUGAUUGUGAUGGAAAGAUAGCCCUUGAUUCAGGAUUAUCCACAGGCGGUUUUACUGAUUGUUUACUUCAGCAUGGGGCAUCAUAUGUUUACGGUGUAGAUGUUGGCUAUGGACAGGUGGCUGAAAAAAUCCGUACACAUGAACGUGUUUCGGUGAUCGAACGUACAAAUUUAAGACAUCUUUCUCAACUGCCACAACCGGUUGACUUGGUGACGCUGGACCUAUCAUUUAUCUCCAUUCUCUUGGUUAUGCCUGCUGUGAUUAAAGUAAUGAAGACGGACUCUAUAUUGAUAACACUUAUCAAGCCUCAAUUUGAAGCUCGUAGGUCACAGGUUGGAGGUGGUGGGAUUGUUCGAGAUCCUCUGGUUCAUAAGGAGGUACUGGAUAGAAUAAUUUCAGGCGUGGAAGAGUUUGGAUUCUGCAAUAAGGGCUGGAUUGAAUCUCCAUUAAAGGGCGCAGAAGGGAACACGGAGUUUCUUGCUUGCUUCCACAGGAUCCCAGUGCCAGAGACACAGGUAGAAGCAGCGGCAACAUGAUUAUAUCCGUGUCAAAUGUGGCUGGAGAGAACCUGGAGAAUUCUGCUUGACGUGCUACCAACGAUAUUUUCUGAAAUAGCAUACUGUGAUACGGGUGACCCAUUUUGGAAGGAUCAUUCAUCAGAAUCUGCAAAGCAUAAUUAUCAGAAGCGCUUGAUGAUGUCAUGCUGGGAUGUUAUGUAAUAGAACGAAGUUUUGAAAUUUUGACUUGUGAGACAAAAUAGGUCCAUGCCUCUCAGGUGAGAUACCCACUAGAAAAUACAAAAUACUGACUUUUUUAGUGCUCAA